AUGAACGUAGACAGGCGGAAUGACCGCAGGGCGAAGAGAACCGCCCAUUCAUCUCCUUACGCUCGCCCAACAAAACACAGCAAGCCAGUUUCAAGGAAAAAAUCGCUAUGGAGCAUUUCUGGUUUAAUGAGCUUCUUACGAUUCGGUGGCGCUGAGGAGGAUGAUCGAGCUGAGGAUCUGGUGCGCUCAAGUGCCUCGUCCUCCAGUAAUGACGAGGACGAGGAUUUGCAGAUUCAGGAACAGGAGGGACCCCCUCAUAUUCCGACUCGUCAAGUGCAACUUGAUCGGAACUCUGCGCCUGAAUUUGUGCUCCCUCUUCCUCCUGGUGAUGUACCGCCAGGGCACGAGCCUUCACAGGAACUGGUAUACCCACCUGCUUGGGAUGCCCAACAACCGGGACCUUCCAAUACAUCCCAAUUCGUCACACCUGCCCGACAGCCUUUCUACAAUUUAAAUACACCACCUCACCAAACCAAUAUUCCUUCCUACUUGCAGCAAAGCCCUUCACUUGCUAAGAACCUCGAGCCCGUUACUCGUUUCCUUGUCGAGAAAGCAGGGCGGCCUCUUAACGAAUUUGAGGCAGCUGGCAUCGUAGACUACAUCCAGAAGAACGUGCAAGCAGACAAACCUGAGCCAUUCCGGUUCUCGACAUCUCCGUCGCGUGGAUCCUCUCCUAACCUUGGGUUUGGAACACCAAAUGGUGUAUCAAGCAACACACACGUUCCGAAAAAGACCCUAUUGCGCAAUCCCAACGGCAUAUUGCGCUGGCAAGGUGCGGGUAGUGCACGUCCACGAAACCGAUAUCGAUCACCUGGGUUCGGGUCUCGGCCUCAGGGCCCUCGUAUUGAGCUAUCUCCCAUACGGACACCUUCUGCGACCGAUGCGAAACGUCGCCGUGUCGGCAAUGAAGCUGAGUCUUCGACUGCACAGAAGUCUUCUCCCCCAUCAUCGACGUCUAACAUCGUCUUCCCGACUUCAAAUUCUACUUCUCCCACCCGUUCUACACCUGUGAUCAAUGACAAGACUCUAGUUCCACCUGUACCUGUGUCGGCAUUGGCUCCUGCGGCUGUUGUUACGCCAAAGGCGAACGGAACCACUACGCCUCGUUUACGCACUGCGGGUCUUGCUGUAAAGCCCACGACCCCAGCCGUACCUUCACCUUUACGACAAACAUGGAAGCAGAACGAUUCACCGCCACAACCUCCAGCACGACCCACGCGUGCUGCAAACUAUAUGACGGGGCUCAUUAAGGAAGUCACCCCCGUCAAGAAACCUGACGUGGCGAACCCGUACCAAACUGCAAGUCCUGUAAAGAUGCCCAUUAGGAAGCCUCCCGUGAGACGCUCGCGCCCUCCAGCAGAGAAAAAAGAAAAACCGCAAAAGGAGCCAGAAAUCACCGCGCAGGCGAUUAUUGAAGCCACAGUGCCGAAGGGAAGUAAGCGCGCAAGGCCUCCGCCAGAAAUAGAGAGGCAAGAGAAACCCACUCGCGAAGCUCAGGACACAUAUGUCCCGAAGACCAAUGGUCACAGCAAGACCGCAAAGCCAAUGGUCAUUACCGAAGAAGUUGCAGACCAGGACGAAAGCCCUACAAAGAAGCAAAAGACCGCGAAACUUACUCCCGUCGUACUGUCCGUGGAAGAGGUGGAGGAUGUUGAGAUGGUUCAGGACAAAUCUUCGGUCUUUACGCGGCCUGUUGAGAUUAUCGAGCCUGUCGAAGAUGCCCCUUCAUCACUCAUUACGCCAAGCGCCACGCCGUUCCCCUUCUCACAUACUCCAUCCCCGGCUUUGCCGAUGAAGACUGCAUUUGGAACUAAGACGUCGGCUCCUAGGGAGCCAUCCAAGUUGCGGUACAGUUACUACGCAGACAAGGAGACUACGUCAGCUGAGGAGAAACCAAUAUCUGAGGCGCCCCCGGCACAAUUGAUAACAUCCUGUCUCCUUCCUAAGGAAACCCAGACUACGUCCUCCAAGGCGAAGCUGCCCCCCAAAGAGGCUGUAGCAGCUAUGGAAGUCGAUGAGUUGCCGAAGUAUAAAUUCAAUCUUGCUGAGGCCGCCUAUCCCGCUGGGCCCAGCCACGUCAAAGCUCGCAUCACAGCUACCAGCAUGUCUCGGCUUUCCCUCCCUGUCUUCGAGUUCAAGCCAGUAGCACCAUCCACAAACGGGUUCAACUGGACUGCAGCGGGCAUGAAGGUACCUGCUGCUACUACCUCUGGUACUUGGUCGUGCGGCACAUGCAUGCUGGAGAACCCUGCCAGCGCCGAGGAUAAGUGUACAAUCUGCGAUGCGCCGAGGUCAGGUAGUGCCGCACAGCCUGCAGCUGCACCUCAGAAGAUGUUUGACUGGUCAAAAGCCGCUAUCAAAAUGCCUUUAACAGAGCACGUUGAGACUUGGCAGUGCGAUACUUGCAUGCUAUCUAAUCCAGAUAGUGCAAAGCUCGAAUGUACUGUCUGUGACGCGGCCCGUCCUGGUGCAGCUUCGUCCCCGGCUCCUACAGGGUUCAACUGGUCUGCUGCAGGGUUGAAGGUUCCAGGCUCAUCCAUGGAUACGUGGACUUGUUCCCUCUGCAUGUUGAAGGUCCCUACCAGCGCGACCAAGUGUACGGUUUGUGACACUGCCCGAGACACGAUGGACUGAAUUUAGAAGAAAGCAGUGUGGAGAAUCAAGUCGCAUAUAUGCUCUACGUCAAGAGCAUGGUAUGGUUUGGGAUCAGAGUUGCGUAUUAGCGCGGUACUUGUCACAUGCAACUAUCAACUUGUUGUCCCGAACGUUGUCUUGUACCUCAUUCCUCCGGUGUCUGAUUUUAUCCAUUACCACGUUCAAGUUUAUUAGUUCACACGUAUUCCCUUAUUUCCUACAUUGCAAGGCUAGUCGCUAUAUACACAACCAAUGCAAGUGCGGAACGGAGGAUUUAU
Molecule: messenger RNA, 2912 nt
Organism: Suillus bovinus
Lineage: Eukaryota; Fungi; Basidiomycota; Agaricomycetes; Boletales; Suillaceae
Exons: 5
Coding region: 1-2634 (877 amino acids)
Source: RefSeq, a predicted model, not a curated record